CCUGCUGGAACAGAGUCACACAGAGCCCAAGUGACCAAGGGGCAGAGGAAGCUGGGCUGGCAAAGCAGGGAAAAGCCCAGAGCAAAGGAGGGAACAGGAAGAGGGCUUGCUGCUGAAAUGCCUGUCACUCCCAUCUGCCCCAGUUCCUCUCUGUCCCUCCCAGCUGGCCAGUGGGACCUGGCACUCAGCUGCUGGCCCUCAGCAGGGUGUGCUGCUCCAGCUUCCAGCCCAUGGAUGUGUGAACAUGGGGCUGCCUGGUGCACUCCAUCCCUCACCCAGGUUCCCCUGGGGCAGAAACCAACCCACCUGCACUGGAGCCAAGAGUGUGGGGGUCCUCCUCCUGAUGGUGUGCCUUUGGGGUUCAGCGUCCUCAGACUUGGCAGAACUCCGCCUGGUCAGUGACCAUGGCCGCUGUGCUGGGCGAGUGGAGGUGCUCCACAACGGGAUAUGGGGGACAGUGUGUGGUGACAACUGGGAUGCCCAUGAUGGCCAGGUUGUGUGCCGGCAGCUAAGCUGUGGAACGGUGCUGUCGGUGUCACGAGGGGCUCGGCAUGGAGAAGGAACAGGACCAAUCUGGUUGGAUGAUGUCAACUGCACAGGGACAGAAGCUGCCCUUUCCGAAUGCCAGGCCAAGCCGUGGGGACAUCACAAUUGUGUCCAUAUGGAGGAUGCCAGCGUGGAGUGCUCAGAAUCCCACAUCUCCAAGAUCGGUCGGCUCCAGCUGCUCGAUGGCCCCAGUCGCUGUGCAGGAAGAGUGGAGGUCCUCCAUGACCAAAGAUGGGGCACCAUCUGUGAUGAUGGCUGGGACCUCAAUGAUGCUAAUGUGGUGUGCCGGCAACUGGGCUGCGGAACAGCAGUGCUGGCCACUAAAGCGGCUCACUAUGGGAGAGGCCAAGAUACUAUCUGGUUGGAUGAGGUGAACUGCACUGGUACGGAGGAAUCCAUCUUCGACUGCAAGGCAAGUGCAUGGGGAGUCAACAACUGCUACCAUGGAGAGGAUGCUGGAGUGCUAUGCUCAGAUUCAGGGAUUUCUAUUUCAAUGGAACCUCGCCUGGUCAACGGUUCAACUCGCUGCAGAGGCAGGGUUGAGGUCUUUCACAACAACACUUGGGCAGCUUUGUGUGACGAUGGCUGGGGGAUGGCUGAGGCUCAAGUGGUGUGUAGGCAGCUGGGCUGUGGUGAAGCACUGUUGGCUCCUGUUGGUUCUCAUUUUGGUCAAGGAUCCGGACAGAUGUGGCCAGGCAACAUAAACUGCACAGGCUCAGAAAGUGCCCUCUUUACAUGCAAGACAGGCCAAUGGAGCAACAGCACAUGUCAUCCUUGGACAUCAGCUGGUGUGGUGUGUUCAGAGGGUGACCAGAUCCGGCUGGUGAACUACAGGAGCCGCUGUGCUGGCAGGGUUGAAAUCUUACACAACAAGCACUGGGGAACUGUGUGUGACAAGAACUGGGAUUUGCUGGACGCCAAUGUGGUGUGCAGGCAGCUGGGCUGUGGGAGAGCACUGUCAGCCCCUGGACAGGCUCAGUUUGGCCAAGGGUCUGAAAUCGUGUGGCUGGAUGGUGUGAAUUGCACAGGGUUUGAGUACUCACUAUCUGCCUGCUCGGCCAAGCCAUGGGGAAUCACUAAUUGUGACCACUGGGAAGAUGCUGGCGUGGUAUGCUCAGACUCGAUCAUCCCAGAGCCUGCUCAUCUCCGACUGGUGAAUGGCUCACAUCGCUGUGCUGGCCAAGUUGAAGUGUUUCACGAGGAGAUGUGGGGAGCUGUGUGUGACCAUGGCUGGGAUAAAAAGGAUGCCGAGGUUGUGUGCCGUCAGCUGGGCUGUGGGACAGCACUGUCAGCCUCAGGUGAAGCACACUUGGAUGCUGGAUCUCUGCGCGUGUGGUUGGACAAUGUGAGCUGCGACGGAACAGAACCAUCUCUUACGAAAUGCAGAGCGAGCCCAUGGGGAAAGAGCAGCUGCAGCCGUGGAAAGCACGCUAGAGUUGUGUGCUCAGGCUCAGUUGUUUCCAGUUUUGCUCCAAUUCGACUAGUGGACGGCCCAGGUCGCUGUGCUGGGAGACUGGAAGUGUUUCACAAUGGGCAAUGGGGAACGGUGUGUGAUGACAGCUGGGAGUUCUCGGAUGCUGCAGUGGUGUGCCGGCAGCUGGACUGUGGGGCGGUAAUAUCAACUCCACCGAGGGCUUACUUUGGGCAAGGACAGGGACCCAUGUGGCUGGAUGACGUCAACUGCACAGGGACAGAAGCUGCUCUCUCUGAAUGCAAGUUCAAGGGAUGGGGUAUCCACAACUGUUAUCAUCAUGAAGUUGUCAGUGUGGUGUGCUCAGGAUCAGGCAUUUCUGACUUAGCAGAUCUCCGCCUUGUGAAUGGUUCUGAUAAAUGUUCUGGAAGGCUUGAAGUUUUUCAUGACCAGCGCUGGGGAACUGUUUGUGCUGAUGGCUGGGACCUGGCUGAAGCUUAUGUGGUUUGCAGGCAGCUGGGCUGUGGGGCAGCACGUUCUGCCUCAAGCUCUUCCAGAUUUGGGGAAGGACCUCAUCUGACCUGGGUUGAUGCCGUGGAGUGCAUAGGGAUGGAGCGAGCCCUCUUUGAAUGCAAAGUCAAGCUCUGGGGAGCCCAGAGCUGCAAGUCCAAGGGAUAUGCAAGUGUCGUGUGCUCUGAGGCUGUAGAUGCAGACCUGCGGAGCCCAGAAGCCCUACGGCUGGUGAAUGGCCCACACCGCUGCUCUGGACGGGUGGAGGUGUUUCACAGUCAGCAGUGGGGGACGGUGUGCCAUGAUGACUGGGAUCUGAACGAUGCCAAUGUGGUGUGCCGGCAGCUGGACUGUGGGACGGCAGUGUCAGCUCCAAGGAUGUCUUCAUUUGGGCGAGGGUCUGGCCCCAUCUGGCUAGAAGGGGUGAGAUGUCUUGGGACAGAAGCUACCCUCACUGAAUGCCCAGUCAAGCCUAAAGGACUCUAUAGUUGCAGCCAUUUGGAAGAUGCUGGUGUUGUGUGCUCAGGCUCGGGGACUUCCAAUAUUUCCACACUUCGGCUGGUGGAUGGUUUGAGUGAGUGCGCUGGGAGGGUAGAGGUGUUUUACAACAAUGAGUGGGGGACAGUCUGCGAUGACAACUGGGACAUGAAUGACGCGGCGGUGGUGUGUCGGCAGCUGGGAUGUGGGACUGCGCUGUCAGCCCCGGGAUCGGCUCGAUUCGGGUGGGGACACAGCCAGAUCUGGCUGGAUGAAGUACGCUGCACAGGGGAGGAAAAUGAUAUCUCACAGUGCGCAGCUAAGACUUGGGGUGUCCACAAUUGCCAUCAUGGAGAAGAUGCUGGUGUUGUGUGCUCAGGAAACUUGAGCUCAGCUGAUGUACGGCUGGUGAAUGGACCAAGCCGCUGCGCCGGGAGAGUGGAGGUCCUGCACAACGGGCAGUGGGGGACGGUGUGCGAUGAUGGCUGGGACCUGAAUGAUGCCAAGGUGGUGUGCAGGCAAUUGGGCUGUGGAACAGUGAUGUCGGCCCCGGGCAGGGCUUACUUUGGGCAAGGCACUGGGUACAUCUGGCUGGAUGACGUGAGCUGCACUGGGAUCGAGGAUGCACUCCCGCGUUGCCAAGCCCGUCCAUGGGGACAGAAUAACUGCAACCACAGAGAAGAUGCUGGUGUGGUCUGCUUAGUGACAGACACCUCAAAAACCGACUCCCUGCGGCUAGUGAGUGGCCCCAACCGCUGCGCUGGGAGAGUGGAGGUGCUGCAUGAUGGGCAGUGGGGCACGGUGUGCGACGACGGCUGGAACCUCCAGGCUGCCACUGUGGUGUGUCGACAGCUGAACUGCGGCAGGGCUGAGUCAGCCCCCAGCGGCGCUCGCUUUGGGCAAGGCACUGGGCUUAUCUGGCUGGAUGAUGUGAACUGUGCCGGGACUGAAGAUGCUCUUCACCAGUGCCGGGGCCGUCCAUGGGGACAGAAUAACUGCAACCACAGAGAAGAUGCUGGCGUGGUUUGCUCAGACUCACAAUUAGAGAUUACAGCCAAAGUGCGGCUGGUGAAUGGUCCACACCGCUGCGCCGGGAGGUUGGAGGUGUUUCAGAACGAGAGAUGGGGGACCGUGUGUGGCAACGGCUGGGACAUGAAUGACGCCAUAGUGGUGUGCCGGCAGUUGGGCUGUGGCAUUGCUCUCUCGGCUCCUGUCCAGGCUCACUUCGGCCAGGGAUCAGAUCCCAUCUGGAUGAACAGAGUAUCCUGCAUCGGGACAGAAAGUUCCAUUUCAGAAUGCUUGUCGUCUCCAUGGGGAAUCCAACUGUGCACCCACAUGGAUGAUGCCGGUGUGGAAUGCUCAGUGUUGUCAGAUGACACAUCAACUCUUCGCCUGGUGAAUGGCCCUCAUCGCUGUUCUGGUAGAGUCGAGGUGUUUCACAACCAGCAGUGGGGAACUGUUUGCGAUGAUGGCUGGGACAUGAAUGAUGCCAUGGUGGUGUGCAGACAGUUGGGCUGUGGGGAAGCGCUGUCAGCCACAACACAAGCUUCCUUUGGACGAGGGGUGGAUCCCAUCUGGCUGGACAGAGUUGCUUGCACUGGGAGAGAAAAUGCUCUCGUACAGUGCAGGGCCAGACCCUGGGGAGUCAACGUCUGCACACAUGAAGAAGAUGCUGGUGUUGUGUGCUCAGACAAAAAUAACACAGUGGAGGCCGCAGAGAUCCGCCUAGUGAGUGGCCCCAGCCGCUGUGCUGGGAGAGUGGAGGUGCUGCAUAAUGGACAAUGGGGCACGGUGUGCGACGACGGCUGGAACCUCCAGGCUGCCACUGUGGUGUGUCGACAGCUGAACUGCGGCAGGGCUGAGUCAGCCUCCAGGGGGGCUCGCUUUGGGCAAGGCACUGGGCUUAUCUGGCUGGAUGAUGUGAACUGUGCUGGGACUGAAGAUGCUCUUCACCAGUGCCGGGCCCGUCCAUGGGGACAGAAUAACUGCAACCACAGAGAAGAUGCUGGCGUGGUUUGCUCAGAAAACCGCACAUCUCCCCUUGCAGAAGACUCCAACACCACGGAAGAAAUGCAGAUCCGAUUGGUGAAUGGACCGAAUCGCUGUGCUGGCAGAGUGGAGGUGUUUCACAACAGGCAGUGGGGAACAGUGUGUGAUGACAGCUGGAAUUUAAGGAGUGCUAAGGUGGUGUGCCGGCAGCUGGGCUGUGGGACAGCAGCAUCAGCUCCAGGCAAGGCUCACUUCGGAGGAGGGUCUGAUCCCAUCUGGCUGGACGAUGUGGAGUGCAGUGGCACUGAAGCCAGCCUCUCCCAGUGCAGACUGAAUAACUGGGGAAACCAUAACUGCAACCACGAGGAAGAUGCGGCAGUGGUGUGCUCAGGCACCAACCCCUUGCAAGUGCGGCUGCGGGACAGCUCAAGCCCCUGUGCAGGGCGUGUGGAGGUUCGGUACAACUCCACCUGGUACAGCAUCUGCGACAAAAGCUGGAGCUCGUUGGAGGCAGAGGUGGUUUGCAAGCAGCUGGGCUGUGGACCAGCACAGGCUGAAAGCGCAGGAUCCCGGGUCAGCCAGGAUCAAAACUACGUCUUUCUGGAGGGGCUGCAAUGCCGCGGUGGCGAGUCACUCCUCCUGGAGUGUCAGCAGAGCAAGAUUAGCCCAGGGCUGUGCCAGCACCGCGUGGCAGCCAGUGUGGUAUGCACGGAGCCAAGAGGUGAGUGCAUAAAGCCCACCAGCAGAGGGGGGGGGAGAAGCCGAAAGGGUGGAUGCAGCCCUUUCACUUUAAAAGGAGAGGUAUAAAGGUUGUGGCACAUCCUUGUCAGAACAAGCU
This is a messenger RNA of Centrocercus urophasianus (Greater sage-grouse), 5771 nucleotides long. RefSeq names its product deleted in malignant brain tumors 1 protein-like. NCBI's taxonomy places the organism in Eukaryota, Metazoa, Chordata, Aves, Galliformes, Phasianidae. The transcript is spliced from 17 exons. The record is from RefSeq and is a predicted model, not a curated record. Bases 245 to 5740 code for a protein of 1831 amino acids. Gene Ontology annotation, cellular component: membrane.